AUGAUUCAUGGUCCUAAUUCUUCUUUCUCUGGUGCUUUUAGUAUUGCCAAAAAAAUUGAAGGUAAUUAAAUGAUGAACAUCCUUAGUAUAUGGAAUAUAAAAUAACAAUCCAGGGUAAUGACUAUUCAAAUUAAUCUUAGACCUAAUUAUUACAAUUUGACAUCUCCAUAAGAAGGAGGAUUUAAAUUUUCUAAAUCUGUUCGCAAAUAACUUUAUGAACCAUAACCUAUUCCUGAACCAGGUGCAUAUGAUCCAAAUUUAUCAGUAUAAAAUCUUGCAAUUAGAUUAUUUAACCGAAUCCUCCAAACAUUAAAUUUAGCAAAGCUUAAGAAUAAGAGAAACCCCCCCUUGAUAUUGGACCAGGCACUUACAAUUGGACUGAUUAAAAGAAAUCUCCAGCUUUUACUUUCUAAAAUAAAUUCGAAAAUCCAACAAACGAUCUUCUUAAUACUCCUGGGCCUGGUCAUUAUGAUGUUAAAGAAAGCCAUUCCCUUCAACCAAUUAACAAAGGUUUUACUACAAGUAAUCGUGUUAAUGUCUUACUUUCUAAUGGACCUGGACCUGGUUCUUAUAAUUUAGAAAGUCUUAAAGCAAAAAAUAGUAUUAAGUAAAGUUCUCAUUAAACAGAUUUCCAAAACAAUAGAGGAAUAUUGAUAAAACUGAACAAACUCCUGGACCUGGAGCAUUUCUGACUAUUUUACCAAACAAAUAAGGUAUAUCAUUUGGAAAGAAAUUACAAACAUAGAGUGAAAAGUAAUUUGUCCCUGGUCCUGGUACAUAUCAAUUAAAAUCUUUUGCUGAAUAGAUUUCAAAAGGAACAAAGUAUUAUUAAUUAUUAUAAAUUAAGAAUUGGAACCUCUAAUAGAAGUCAAAUGUAAUUAUAAUAGGGUCCUUCUCCUUUAAAUUAUGAUAUUUCUUAAUAUAAGCCUCCAACCAAAUAUUAAAGUUUUGGAAAUGCAGAAAGAAAAACUAUGCAAGAGAAAAGUGAGAAUACACCUGGACCAGGAUCAUAUUACUUGGGUGUAAGUCUUUCAAAAUUAGGAUCAAUAAUUGGAAAAUCUUAAAAAGAAUAAAUUGUAACUCAUGAUUCAUUACCUGUAAUUUAUAAAGUGAUUUUUAGGGUCCAGGUAAAUAUAAUUUAAAUGAUACUUAUUCAAGAGGACCCAGUUAUCAUAUUGCAGGCAAACAUGAGAAACAAUAAGAAUAAUCACUUGUAGGUCCAGGAAGAUAUCAAAUCAAUAGGGAUAUUAAUGAUGGACCAAAAUUUAAAUUUUCUACUAAAGAAAAGACAGAUUGUAAAGAACAAUCUUAAUCAUAAUUCUAUGAAAUUCAAGCGAGUCUAGGAUUUAUACCAAAGUAUUUAUUAUAAAAUUGA
Molecule: messenger RNA, 1375 nt
Organism: Paramecium pentaurelia
Lineage: Eukaryota; Ciliophora; Oligohymenophorea; Peniculida; Parameciidae
Source: the annotation of a GenBank genome assembly